Messenger RNA from Rhipicephalus sanguineus (brown dog tick), 1185 nucleotides. RefSeq names its product cytochrome P450 2U1. The transcript has 5 exons. Gene Ontology annotation, molecular function: iron ion binding; heme binding; monooxygenase activity. Bases 1 to 924 code for a protein of 307 amino acids. NCBI's taxonomy places the organism in Eukaryota, Metazoa, Arthropoda, Arachnida, Ixodida, Ixodidae. The record is from RefSeq and is a predicted model, not a curated record.
AUGCUGGUGGCUCAGAAGCUGGCUGCCAGCGUGGCCAACAACAUCUCUGCGUUGGUAUUCGGGCAGAGAUACGAGCUCGAAGAUCCCCGAUGCCACUCUAUUGAAGGUUUGGUGAGCAAAUUUAUGUGCUACGGAAGCAUUCUGUCGGUACUGGACUUCCUGCCAACAGUACGCUCGGUCUGCAAAUACAUCCCAAACAGGAAGAUCUCCAUCUUGAACGACGUAAUGAUGAAUAUGAAGAAAGCUAUCAGGACGGAAGUGAAGACACGAGAAAAGAACAUGGAAAAUUAUUUGGAAAGAGACUUCAUCGACGGUUACCUGAGGAAGAUAGAAGAAAACAAGGGAAAUAACUCGCAUUUUAAUCUGCGUCACUUGGAAGGGAACGUAAUCAACCUGUACGGUGCGGCCACUAACACCGUGCGGACCGCCAUUCUGUGGAACUUGUACAUCGCCGCUAGUGACCCGGACGGUAUGCAGGCUCAAGUGCAGCGAGAGAUUGACACCGUGAUCGGCCGCGAGAAGGCUAUACAAUGGGAGGACAGACGUCGUCUACCUUACACCAUGGCGUCAGUCCUGGAGACGCUACGGUGGAGGACAACGGCGCCCAUCGGCGUACACAGAAUCGCCAUUAGCGACACCGAAGUUUGUGGAUACCACAUCCCUGCCGGCACCUUCGUGAUAGCCAACCUGUGGAGCCUGCACAAUGACACCGCCUAUUGGUGCAAACCGUGUCACUACGACCCGACACGAUUUCUGAAUUCUGAUGGCACGGAGCUUGCUGAGAAGCCACUGGCUUUCCUGCCUUUCAGUGUAGGUAGGCGCGCUUGCCCUGGUGAGACACUGGGUAUUUUUGUACGUAGCCACGUUGCUUCAACGCUACAGAGUGCUUCCAGAGGAUGGCACAGUCAUCUCCCUCGACCCUAGGAACGCUUUUAUUUCUGUGGUCAAUGACACGCAAAAGCUACGCUUCGUACGACGAUGAGUGAUUAUGAUUUCAUCAGCGAGGUCAACGUUUUUUUAUGUAUAUAGAGAAGUCUCACGUUUAGAUGUAUAAAAAACAAGAAUUUUGUGGAACGUUGAGAAAAUAGAAUGCUUCGAAUCGUACAAUCUAGUUAUCACACUUAGAUGGAGUGGACUAAUCCUGAAAUAUGAUUUACCCUUUUGAAAGUCAGCACAAUGCCACCA